UACUCCCUCACUAAUACACUUCCAUUUCAACUGCAUUUAUUUACUCCUUUUAAACUCAAAAACCACAUUUUCUCUAUUGCAUAUUUCUAUUUGUAUUACCAUUUUCACUCUUUCUAAACCUAUCGAAGCUUUAAUUUCUCUUUCAUGGAGUCCUCCAAAAUACUUAUUUUCCUUCUCUUUCUCUCUACCUUCAAAUUCUUCUUUGUAACAUCCAUUGAGUUUGAUGUUGGAGGUACCAAUGGCUGGAAUGUUCCAAAAACAAGAGACCAACAAAUUUACAAUCAAUGGGCAUCUCAAAACAGGUUCAAUGUCAAUGACACUAUAUGUUUCAAGUACAAGAAAGACUCAGUUAUGGAGGUGACUGAAGAGGAGUAUAGAAAAUGCCAUUCUUCUCAUCCCCUUUUGUUCUCCAACAAUGGUGAUACCGUUUUCGAAUUGAACCGACCCGGAUUGUUCUUUUUCAUUAGUGGUGUUUCGGGACAUUGCCAGAGAGGCCAGAAGAUGAUCAUCAAAGUACUUGAACCUGAAAUUGCAAAACCACCUCAAGCUCAAAGCCAAAAUGCUACCACUACCAAAGGCAAAUCACAUAAAAAUUCUGCUGUUGGAGUAAUGGCCAUUUCUUCUUCUCCAACUAUUCUUCUCCUCAUGCUCAUGUCAGUUUUGGGGGUCUUUUUCUUUUAGAUUCAAUCAAACUAUCUAAGUUUAAUAUUUUUAUUUUUUUGGGUACAAUCUGACUUGGACUUCGAUUUAUUAUAUGUAUGAAACUUGUUAUUUUCUGAAAGUUGGCAGUGCAUGUCAUCUCAUAUUGUUGACAAUAUGGCCAUGUAUCAUAGUUUUGUUUAUUUAUCUCACUUUCUCGGUUGGCAGUGCAAAAAAAUUGAAUUCUGAAAAAUAUUUAGUACAUAAGAAACUGGCUGAGGAAAUUCCAGGUGGAGUCGUUCAAAAUGGCUUGAAAUUGAAAGCAAAGAGAAAUAUUUUAAGCCAAAGAAUUCCAUA
Ziziphus jujuba (common jujube) is the source of this 996-nucleotide messenger RNA. Its product is annotated as early nodulin-like protein 5. Gene Ontology annotation, cellular component: plasma membrane. NCBI's taxonomy places the organism in Eukaryota, Viridiplantae, Streptophyta, Magnoliopsida, Rosales, Rhamnaceae. Bases 145 to 681 code for a protein of 178 amino acids. The transcript has 2 exons. The record is from RefSeq and is a predicted model, not a curated record. Gene Ontology annotation, molecular function: electron transfer activity.